AUGAACGACCCCAAAAAUCUAGCUGCAACCCCGUUGCAUGGUAUAUACAUUCCAACAGCACUGAUCAUUGUGGGUAUCUGCAUAUUGAACUAUGACUAUCUCCCUCACACAAUCGCAAUUCUAGUUGUGUUUUUCACCGUUCAAUUCACAAUUGCCUGGUUCAAAAAGCCUGUCUUGAGCAGCACCACUUUCCAAAAAUAUGAACUACUAGACAAAACAGUGAUAUCCAAGAACUCUGCAAUUUACAGGUUCAAGCUGCCAAACGAGACCGACACCCUAGACAUCCCGGUUGGUCACCACUUGGCUUGCAGGUUUGUCAUCGACGAGAAGGAGUACGUGCGCUACUACACACCUAUAUCAAAUCAGUUCGACGAAGGAUUUUUUGAUUUGCUGGUGAAAUCCUAUCCUGAUGGCAAAGUGUCGAGGAAAUUUGCAGGUCUAUACCCUGGACAGCAGGUGGAAUUCAAGGGUCCUGUCGGCCGUAUGUCGUAUCAAACCAACAUGGCCAGCCAUAUCACCAUGAUUGCGGGAGGAUCGGGCAUCACUCCUAUGUUACAAGUCAUUGGAUCUAUCAUCACUACGCCUGCAGACGUGACUAAGGUGAAGCUGAUCUACGCCAACGAGACAGAAAAUGACAUAUUACUGAAGGAAGAACUCGAUGAGUUUGCUGAGAAGUAUCCAAACUUUGAGGUGAUCUACUUGCUUAAUAACCCCCAGAAGCAAUGGGAUGGAUUGAAGGGAUAUAUUACGAAAGAACUGCUCGAAAGAGAGCUUCCGGCUCCAGAGGCAGAUAAACGCGUAUUUGUUUGCGGUCCAUUGGAAAUGAGACAAAAGAUACUUGAGUAUACAGAAGAGCUGGGAUGGCCAAAGGGAGUGAUCAACUCCAAACAAGACGAUCAGGUGUUCUGCUUCUGA
Messenger RNA from Ogataea haglerorum, 915 nucleotides. RefSeq lists its product as uncharacterized. NCBI's taxonomy places the organism in Eukaryota, Fungi, Ascomycota, Pichiomycetes, Pichiales, Pichiaceae. The coding region runs from base 1 to 915 and encodes 304 amino acids. The transcript has a single exon. The record is from RefSeq and is a predicted model, not a curated record. Gene Ontology annotation, molecular function: oxidoreductase activity. Gene Ontology annotation, cellular component: plasma membrane; endoplasmic reticulum.